This is a messenger RNA of Stylonychia lemnae, 267 nucleotides long. NCBI's taxonomy places the organism in Eukaryota, Ciliophora, Spirotrichea, Sporadotrichida, Oxytrichidae. The record is from the annotation of a GenBank genome assembly.
AUGACAGAGCGCAAUGUGACAUGGGUCGUAUGUGAAAUGGACCAAGACAUGAAGAAUGAUGUUGAGUAACAAGUAAACAGAGCAAUUGAUUAAAAAGAGACCGAGAAAGAAAUUUCAGAAUAUAUCAAGAGCUUCUUCGACAAAAAAUACUCACCAAACUGGCAUUGUGUAGUAGGAAAGCAUUUCGCUUCAUACGUUACCUAUACUAGCAAGCACUAUAUUUUCUUCUAUAUAGGUCAAAUGGCUAUCCUUCUCUACAAGCUUUGA